Messenger RNA from Notodromas monacha, 475 nucleotides. The record is from the annotation of a GenBank genome assembly. NCBI's taxonomy places the organism in Eukaryota, Metazoa, Arthropoda, Ostracoda, Podocopida, Cyprididae.
UGGAAGCAUGUUGACAACUUUUGUGUACGGAAUUGUGCAAGCCGGAGGGGUUAAAAAAGUUUACGACGUUAGCAAGCGGUUUGGAAGGCUAGACUUUUUCAACUUCAAUCCAGAUCCAUUCCAACGACACAGUUUCUGGCUCCUCGUGUCAAACACAGCAUUCCAAUGGCUAUUUGUGUACGGAGCUGCACAAGGUUCUUUCCAGCGGUACGUUAGCAUGCCGACGUUCAGGAAAGCGCAGCUGGCUCUUGGGCUCAACGUUCCCAUUUUGCUGCUCAUGGCUCUGAUUUCCAAUCUGACUGGCUUAAUUCUCUUCGCAAAUUAUGCGACUUGCGACCCGAUUUUGACAGGCGAUAUAGAAAAGAUUGACGAAAUAUUGCCCUUCUUUUUGGACGACAAAAUGGGGCAUAUCAACGGGAUUGCAGGGCUUUUCUUCGCCAGUUUGUUUGCUGGUGGUCUCAGGUAUUCGGACGUC